Molecule: messenger RNA, 491 nt
Organism: Stereum hirsutum FP-91666 SS1
Lineage: Eukaryota; Fungi; Basidiomycota; Agaricomycetes; Russulales; Stereaceae
Exons: 1
Coding region: 134-349 (71 amino acids)
Source: RefSeq, a predicted model, not a curated record
UAUCUCCCGUUUUCUUCACCUACUCUCUUCUCAAUAUCAACCGACAUCAACCAUCCAAUAUUCAUCUGACUGUGACUGUUGCAUACAUAUCGACAUCGGACAUCGGACAUCGAAUUGAGUACGUCUCUGAAUCAUGAUCUUUCGUAUCCCGUAUCCCGUAUCCCGCUACGCUGAUCGGUACCACAACUUCAUCUGCAUCCUCAUACCUUCUUCGGGUUUUCAACCAGUAUCCUCUCUUUACCCUUCCACCCUUCCAACCCUCGUCCCUCCGAAUGCGUCUUUGACACACGAGCCCCAUUCGUCGCGUCUCAACGCUCUCGUCCACAAGGAACGUUCGUGGUUGGAUUGAUCCGCCACACGAGUGUGGAUAUCGACAAGGAUCAUCGUCUCGGAGGCCCACUUAUCCUCCCUUCCUCCGUUCCUCACUACAUCCUCACAUCCCUCCGUUUGCUUUCUUUACUUCAUAUGUCUGCCGGUCGUUUCUGUGUCCU